Messenger RNA from Melozone crissalis (California towhee), 3686 nucleotides. RefSeq names its product synaptotagmin-like protein 4. The record is from RefSeq and is a predicted model, not a curated record. The coding region runs from base 504 to 3410 and encodes 968 amino acids. Gene Ontology annotation, cellular component: plasma membrane; exocytic vesicle. NCBI's taxonomy places the organism in Eukaryota, Metazoa, Chordata, Aves, Passeriformes, Passerellidae. Gene Ontology annotation, biological process: exocytosis; intracellular protein transport. Gene Ontology annotation, molecular function: small GTPase binding; neurexin family protein binding. The transcript is spliced from 17 exons.
CCGAUUCGGGACGGACAGCCCCGGUUUGGGAUGGACAGCCCCGCCCGGCAUAGCCCCGCUCCCGCCCCGCGCCGCCGAGGGCAGGGAUGCUUGAACUCCACAGAGCAGACUUGCCUGCUGAGGAGAGCACAUGCCAGAGGUGCUGCUGUGGGUGAGAGGAGCUCUGGUGCCUGUUGAGGCAGGAGCUGCUCCUUCCCCCGCUCCCCUCUGUGACUGACGCUGGCACCAGGAUCGCUGCAACUGAGCCUGAGGAAAAGCAGAGGAGCCUGACUUUGCUGAGGGAAUUCUCCUGGCAGGGGAAGGCAUGCAGCAGAGCCUGGAAGUGCAAGUCCAGGUGCUAGGGUGAGUUCCACCCGAGCCAUGCUGUGGUGACUCCUCUCUCUGCACCGCGUCUUGCUCGGCACCAGGGCACUGUGAGCGGCUGCCCAUGGCCCUGGGCUGGACUAGUGCCUGCUCUGAGUCCCCUUGAGAUACCUGAGGAACUGAAGAAGACAGCAGGGAAGAUGUUGGACUUGAGCUUCCUGACCGAGGAGGAGUAUGAGAAGCUGAUGAAGGUUCUGCAGAGAGAUGCAGAGCUGAAGAAGAAGGAUGGAGAUCGCAUCAGGAGGAUUCAAGGCUCCAUCACAGAUGAAAAGAAGAAGAAGUUUGUGACAGGUGAAUGGUUUUCAGAAGUGAAGGCAAAACGGUUCCAGGAAGACUUGGCAGGGCCGGAUCUCCUUCGGGCAUCCAUUAGAAGGAAGAAGGGCAAGCUAGAAAGUGAGGACAAGAAGCACAUCCAGACGAGUCUGGAAAGCAAAGCUGCCCCAGUUCCUGCCUUUCCUGAGGACAUUGCUGGUGCAGGAGAGGAAAGAUCCAGUACACCUACUCUUGAGACCACAGAGCAGAAAAUUUUGCCAAAACCGAAGCCAAAACUUCCUGUCCAUUUAUCUGCAUCAUACAAGAGUUCCAGCAUACAUGAUGUCUCUUCCUCAGAGAGUGACACAGGAACAAGUCCAGUUGUGACUGCAACAAACAGCUUUCAUUUGUCUGGAAAAGGUCAUGGAGAUUCUCCAGUGCCCACCAGGCUUUCAGAGGAUGCUGAACCUCAGCCCAGCACUGCAGCUGGAGGAGAAGCUGCUGAUGGACCCACAGAGGGGCCAAAAACUCCUCCUGAGGAAACUUAUCCUCCCAGCAAAAUCCCAGUCAAGAAGAAACCAAGCAGAACCUUCCUGAAGUGUGAGCAGGCUGUGAAUCACACGGGGCCAGCAGAGAACAGCCCUGCCAAGGAGGAGUCAGUGCCAGGCCCCAGAGCACUGCCCACAGAUGGGGAGAGCGGCCGGGCCGGCAGGCAGGGGGUGAACUACACCAUCUCAGCCAUGAGCAACAGGGACGAGGAGAUCGGCCUGGACCGGGAGCACUUCAGGAGCCUGAAGAACUUCUGGGAGAAGGGAGCAGAGUCUUUAGGGGCAGGGGGCAGCCCAGGGCCAGGGCUGGGUGAGGCAGCCCCUCGGCAGCUCGGGCUGGGCCGCUCGCUCUCCCUGCAGGCCGCGCCAGGCCACGGUGCUGAAGGGAAGCCUGGUGCCUUCAGCAAAACAAGGACCCCCCACAAAAGGACAAUAACCCUGUCUUCCAGCGAGGAAGAGCCAAGCUGUACCACUCCUGCAAGGAAGGGCUCUGUUUCUGUCACUCCCAGCUCCACCUGUGCCAAGAGCAAAGGGGGCCUGGUUACAAGAAAUGACUCGCUGGGUGAAAGCAAUGGGAAGCUGCUGAUGCCAGAGGAAGAGAAGGUGGUGCAGCACUGCUCCAAGAAAUCCAAGCUGCCUGUGAGAGCACCUUCCAUCCAGCUCGAGUCACUCACCAAGGACGUGUCUGGCAGCUCGCUGGGGCCAGCAGGGACACCUGUGCAGGAGGAGCUGGUGGUGGCAGGAGAGUGCAAGCCCACAUGGAGGGCCCCGGCCAGCAGGGUGCAGAUACUGAUAGAGCCUGUGCCCACAGAUGGGGAAAGUGAGGAUGAGAAAGAGGAAAGAUCUGAUUUGGGCACUCAAGACAACAUGGAAAUAAAUGGAGAGCUACCUGAGGAAAAGAUGUGUGAGUCUUCAGACCAGCCAACACCUGGUGAACCAUCUGGAGAGAGAGAAGCUGUUCAGGGAACAGACUCAGCUGUUUACUCAGAGGAAGAUGGGGAUCAUUCUCCUGCUGCUCAGGCACUGGCCCGAGCAAAUAGCAUUAAUCUUGCAAAGAGCAUGGUGAACAUUUACACAACCACAGAGACAUACAAUAAACCUUAUUUGAUACCACAUCAAUUUCUUGAACCUGAAAGAGUGAAAGAACUGAGCAGAUCCUCUCCCCUUCUGUUGUCUGAGACGGAGUCAGACACGGCCUCGGAGCUCAGCUUCCAGCUGGGCAGGCACAAGAAGUCCCCCAGCACUGGCAGCCACUCCUCUGACAUGGCUUCUGUCUCCUCGGUGAGUGGCAGUGUGCUCAGUGUCUACAGUGGUGACUUUGGGAGUGUGGAUGCCCAAGGAACUGUGGAGUUUGCUCUGGACUAUGACGAGAAGAACCGGGAGUUCCAGGUGCACGUGUCCCAGUGCAGGGGCUUGGCUGUGGUGGAUGAGAGGAAAGGCAGAUCUGACCCGUAUGUUAAGACUUACCUGCUCCCAGACAAAGCCAGGAUGGGCAAGAGGAAAACGUCAGUGAAGAAGAGGACAGUGAACCCCGUGUACAAUGAGGUGUUACGGUAUAAAAUAGAGAAAAUGGUGUUGCUGAUCCAAAAAUUAAAUCUCUCUGUUUGGCACAAUGAUCCACUGGGACGUAACAGUUUCUUGGGAGAGAUUGAGAUAGACUUGGCCAGCUGGGACUGGAGCAACAGGAAACUCAACUGGUACCCACUGAAGCCCCGGAGCCUUUCUGCUGUUAAUGGUGUGGAUCAUCGAGGAGUGAUGAGUUUGUCCAUUAAGUAUGUCCCCCCUGGAAGCCUGGGGCCCAGGAACCCUCCCUCUGGUGAAGUUCACAUUUGGGUCAAAGACGUCAAGGACCUGCUGCAGUUGCGUCCAUCUGGAGUGGAUUCCUUUGUGAAGUGCUAUGUGCUUCCCGACACCAGUAAGAAGAGCUACCAAAAGACCAGAGUCAUAAAGAGAGACACAAACCCUGUUUUCAAUCACACCAUUGUGUAUGAUGGCUUUCACACAGAGGAUCUGAAGGAUGCCUGUGUUGAACUCACUGUGUGGGAUCAUGAGAAACUUACCAACCAUUUCCUUGGAGGAAUCAGGCUGGGCCUUGGGACAGGUUUGAGCUAUGGCAUCUCUGUGGACUGGAUGGACUCCACCCAGGAGGAGGUGGCCUUUUGGCAGGAGAUGAUGUUGGCUGCCAAUGAAUGGAUCGAGGGAUUGCUGCCGCUGCGCUCACUGGCAGGGAGGAAAAAGCUGAAAUAACCCCUUGGUGGUGCCAUGGAAAUGCCCAAUGUGCUCAUUAGAAUGAGGAAACUUCCUGCACCAGGGAGAGAGACCAUCCACAGGCUGCAAGUGUCAGGGGAAUGAGGCAGUUAAUGGGCAUCACCUUGGAGCUGUUAAUGUUCAGUACUAAUCCACUCACAGAGGACAUGGAAGAUGCCAAACAGGACUUUAACCAAGAAGAAACUUAAUUUGCUUUUUUGUUUAAUCAUUUAUGUAUAAUUUGAAUUCCAUUAAGCUCUGGGAACAUUGGCAGAA